AACUAGCUGUCCGCCGACCAGCUUUCCUCCCCGUUUUCCGGUGCCUUGCUUGUGCUCCGUGCUCACUCAAACGCCUCCAAGGCUCGGAGGCCGCGGCGAGGAGGAGGAGGAGGAGCAGCGGCCAGCGGGGGAGGACACGAAAAGUAGCCGGCCUCCCGCCGCCCGAAGCCCGACCGCUCCCGCAAUUGCUGUUGUUUGCUACCCUGCCCCUGCGUGCAGGCGGUUUCGAAUUGCCGUCUGCUACCCACGAAUAAUCCAUGGCCCCGCCUCCGCCUCGGCUUGCCGCCCUCAUCCUCCUAGCCGCGCUGCUGCUGCUGCUGCUGGCAGCCGGCGCCGCGGCAACCGGCGUCUUCCAGGUGCGCCGCAAGUUUCCCGCCGGAGUUGGAGGGGGCGCCAGCGCCAACAUCAGCGCUCUUCGUGUCCACGACGGUCGCCGCCAUGGCCGCCUCCUCGCAGCUGCUGACCUUCCACUCGGCGGUCUCGGCCUCCCAACUGACACCGGGCUCUACUUCACGGAGAUCAAGCUCGGGACGCCGCCCAAGCGCUAUUACGUCCAGGUCGAUACUGGCAGCGACAUCCUCUGGGUUAACUGCAUCUCCUGCGAAAAAUGCCCCCGCAAGAGCGGACUCGGGUUAGACUUGACGUUCUAUGACCCCAAGGCGUCCUCGAGCGGGAGCACGGUGUCCUGCGAUCAGGGAUUCUGUGCGGCCACCUAUGGGGGAAAGCUGCCGGGGUGCACCGCCAAUGUGCCCUGCGAGUACAGCGUCAUGUACGGUGAUGGUAGCUCAACGACUGGGUUCUUCGUUACCGAUGCGCUGCAGUUUGAUCAGGUGACUGGGGAUGGGCAGACACAGCCUGGCAAUGCCACUGUCACGUUCGGGUGUGGUGCUCAGCAAGGUGGGGAUUUGGGAAGCUCCAACCAAGCCCUUGAUGGAAUUCUAGGUUUUGGUCAGGCAAAUACGUCAAUGUUAUCACAGCUAGCUGCUGCUGGUAAAGUGAAGAAGAUAUUUGCUCAUUGCCUGGAUACCAUAAAAGGUGGUGGAAUUUUUGCUAUUGGAAAUGUGGUUCAGCCAAAAGUAAAAACAACACCAUUGGUAGCUGACAUGCCGCACUACAAUGUGAACCUUAAGUCAAUUGAUGUUGGUGGCACUACAUUACAGCUCCCAGCUCAUGUUUUUGAAACAGGAGAGAGAAAGGGCACCAUAAUCGACAGUGGUACUACCUUAACAUACCUUCCAGAAUUGGUUUUCAAAGAAGUAAUGGCCGCGAUAUUUAACAAGCAUCAAGAUAUAGUCUUCCAUAAUGUUCAAGAUUUUAUGUGUUUCCAAUAUCCUGGAAGUGUAGAUGAUGGAUUCCCGACCAUCACCUUCCAUUUUGAGGAUGAUCUUGCACUGCAUGUGUAUCCACAUGAGUACUUUUUCCCAAAUGGGAAUGACAUGUACUGUGUGGGAUUCCAAAAUGGCGCAUUACAAUCAAAAGAUGGAAAGGACAUUGUGCUUAUGGGAGACCUUGUACUUUCAAACAAGUUGGUUAUCUAUGACUUGGAAAAUCAGGUCAUUGGGUGGACUGACUACAACUGUUCGUCGAGCAUUAAAAUUGAGGACGACAAGACAGGCACACCAUACACUGUCAAUUCACAUGACAUCUCCUCUGGAUGGAAAUACCACUGGCACAAGUCCCUGGUUCUGUUGUUGGUAACAAUGGUGUGCGGCAAUUUAAUACGCUAACUCUAUUGUACAACACGAACACUGACCGAAAUUCAUUUGAUUCGUAUUCUUUUCACAAAAAGGAAAUCUAGGGCUUUAGGCUGUGUUCUCUGACCAAGGAAAACAAUGAAAACAAAAACUUUGUAUGCCAUACAAUGAGCCUAUGUGUGGCUAGUGUAAUGCUGAGCUGAGGAAUAUAUGGCCGCACGUAACUUGAGUUUCCCGUAAAAAAAAAGUUAUGUGUGUAAAAUAAGAAUCUCCUUUGUUUGCAGUACAGCAAUCUUCUGACAUUUCUUUGAGAAAUGAGUGUUGUUUAGUAUGAACUUUUAUUCUGCCGGUUUUUUUUUAUAA
Molecule: messenger RNA, 2057 nt
Organism: Sorghum bicolor (sorghum)
Lineage: Eukaryota; Viridiplantae; Streptophyta; Magnoliopsida; Poales; Poaceae
Product: aspartic proteinase-like protein 2
Exons: 10
Coding region: 258-1727 (489 amino acids)
Biological process (GO): proteolysis
Molecular function (GO): aspartic-type endopeptidase activity
Source: RefSeq, a predicted model, not a curated record